This is a messenger RNA of Megalobrama amblycephala (Wuchang bream), 3756 nucleotides long. It is a transcript of the gene esama, whose product is annotated as endothelial cell adhesion molecule a. Gene Ontology annotation, biological process: homophilic cell-cell adhesion. Lineage: Eukaryota; Metazoa; Chordata; Actinopteri; Cypriniformes; Xenocyprididae. Gene Ontology annotation, cellular component: plasma membrane; adherens junction. The record is from RefSeq and is a predicted model, not a curated record. The transcript is spliced from 7 exons. The coding region runs from base 347 to 1627 and encodes 426 amino acids. Gene Ontology annotation, molecular function: cell-cell adhesion mediator activity.
CUCGGACUGAACUACCGCUAGUGUUCACCGCACUCUCGUAGUCUGUGGAGUGCGCAGAGAAACUCCCGCACUGAGAGAAUUUACUGGGAUAUUCGCCGCUAAACAAACAGACACUUGUUCAGCCUCAUACCACUGAAUUCUGAGGAGUCAAAGAUGAUUUCCAGCUUGGAUGUAGCGUCGGUCUUCCCACGGUGAACAUCGCUGGUUUUGAGGAGAACACACAGUUUUAGGACACUUGAAAGAGCCUCAGUGCUUUGAUUAGUUUGUAGAUAACUGUUAUCUACUUCACGCGCAGUGUUAAUACGGACGAGCGCGCGCAGAGCGGACACUCUUCACAUGCUGAGCCAUGGAGACGCUAACUGCAGCGAAACUUCACACCUGCCUGUCAAUAUUCACAUUUCUGUGCUGUAUUUCAGGUGACCUGGCUGCUCUUCAGGUGCCUCAAAAAAACGUAGAAGUGAUCCAAGGGAACGCGGUAGUGCUGCAGGCUUCUUACACUGGUGCUGAGAUUCAGAAAAACACGGUCGUCUGGAACUACAUAUCCAGCAGCACAGAAAUGAUCAUCUCAUACGUCGGUGGAGGGUAUAGUAAUGGCACUUCCCAGUUUGCAGGUCGAGUUGGUUUUGUCCAUGAAAUGCCUGACACCAACCUGUCCCUGUACAUUAAAAACACCAAAGCAUCGGACUCAGGGAAUUACUUAUGCCAGGUCAUGAUCCCCGGAGCCCCAGGACUCACUGGAGGGCAAAUAACACUUAAUGUUAAAGUUCCUCCUUCAGUGCCGGUGUGUCAAGUUAAAGAAAGGCCUGUUCUCAAAGGAAACAUCACUCUGGCCUGUAACUCUAAUGACGGUAAACCAGCCCCCAAAUACAAGUGGACCAAGACGAGCCCUACCUCAGAGGUCUUUUUCUCUCCCGCACUAAAUGAAACAGCAGGAACUUUAAAACUGAACAAUCUGAGCAGUAAUAUGUCAGGAAAAUACAUGUGCACUUCAUCCAACUCUGCAGGAGAGGAGACAUGUUACAUCAACCUGGAGGUCAUCACAUCAACUAAUGCUGGGAUGAUUGCGGGUGUUACGGUUGGUUGUAUUGUGGCUCUCAUCCUGAUCAUUCUCUUCCUCUUCUUCAUGUGGACAAGACGGAAAGACACAGAGGAGGAUUUUGCCAAUGAUAUCAAGGAGGAUGCUCAGGCUCCCAAACGUGUGUCAUGGGCCAAGAGUGGCACUGGAUCUGACAUCAUCUCUAAAAACGGCACCCUGUCCUCCAUUCAGACCAGCACUUUCCCGCGAGACCCCCACAACCACCAUCAUUACCCUCACUCCGACACCGCAUCCAUCAACACGGCCACGGGCAGCACAGCCGGCUAUCGCUCGCAGCCUCCGGCAGACGCCACCCUGGAGCGCACUUUGCCGGGCUAUAACACCAACUCCACCCUGCCCCGUGGGCCAUUGGGCCCCCCCAGCACCAACGGGGGCUCCCAGCACACCUCAGUGCCCCGGACAGCCUCUGCCCAGCCUCAGAUUCCACGUCCGCCAGUGCUGCCCACCACCGUAACUGCGGCCAAUAUCUCCCGCAUGGGAGGGGUACCUAUUAUGGUGCCAGCGCAAAACCAGGCCGGAUCUCUGGUGUAAGACCAAUCACUUCUGAUGAACCUCCAAAGGGAAAGAGGGAAGAGGACCUCACGUCUGUGGUCCUACAAAAUGAGGCUACAUCUAGAUUAAUCUGGAUACAUUUGAAAACGCCAUUUUCCUUCCACGCUAGCGUUUUCCAAAAGUUUCUCAUCCACACUGAAACAUCGGAAAAUGCUAAAUUCACCUCACUGCGCAUGCGUAAAACCUCAUAAAAGCCCACAUAAUAAAGUUUUCAUGCUAUUCUUCUGGAAGGAUCAUUUUAUUUAGCAAAAUCUCACCAUUCACUGAUGUGUCCAGGUCACACUCCAUAUGUUUGGUCUAAAACGCAACUGCUGUCUGUCAUCUUUGCAGGACUGCAGUAUAAAGAGAGUACAAAGUAUUUUUUGCAACAGUGUGAAAGUGAAUAGCAAAUAACAGGCACAACUGUGGUAUAAACAUACAUAUCUAUUGGUUCAAUAUGUGUCACAUGACCAACUAUGUGUCUCACAGUCCACACUCUAUGAUGCAAAAAAAGGCGUUUUCAAAUGUAUCCACUUGGGAAAGCGUUUUCAUAAAGCUCAGUUCGCAGGACAAAAACACUGCCUCAGUUUGGACGGAAGGCUAAAACAGAGAGGAAAAAGAUUAGUGAGGACAAGGCCUGAAGCAAAUUGGAAAGGAUGGACUGGAACCGAUAAGCUUACUGCCUCUGUAUGGAAAUGGCAUGGUGUAAUUUUCUUUCUUUACAUUUUUUAUUUUAUUUUUUAUAUAUAUAAGAAACGUAAACAUAUAUAAAGAUGCUCCUUGUAUUGUUUUAUAAAUUCAUUUUUUUUUUUUUUUACUUUUCAAAGUAUUACAGAAAAGCCUCUACUUUCUGUAAAAUGGAACUUGUUAAACAGAAAAAGACACUGAGAUGUUUGAAUUAUUCACAUUUUUUGUCAUGAAAAGCAUUUUAUUUUUAUGUUCUUGUUGCUGUUAUUGCUUUGCUGAUUGUUCUUUUGCAAACUAAAGAUGCUAACUUGCCUUGUUGAAAACAAAUGAAAGGUCUAUUCCACAUUAUUUACAGACACUCCUUUAUUAAUAAUUCCGUUUACAUAUGAUCAAUAGCAUAUGUUUCAUAGCAUCAUCAGUUAAAGGGAAUGUCGAGGACAUCACUUAAAGUGACAUUAAGUUGCUAUAUUUGCCUUUAAAUAUUUUUUGGCCAAAUAUAUUUCAAAACAAACCUGUGUUGUUAUCUCUUAGAGAUAUAUGGUAGCUUUUUGUAGAAUUUGGCGGUAUCUUAAUUUAUAUUGUGGUUUUGUACCCCAUGAUUCUAUUUUACAACUUUGAUAAUGUAUUGUAUUAUGUAAACUAUAAUUAUAAACAUUCCUUUACCUUACUGUAAAUAAGGUAUUUAUUUCUCACUCUAGGUCUGUGGUUAUUUCAUGGCAGCAAAUAAGUUCAUGAUUUAACUGGUAUGCUGUAUACAAAACCAAAGAUUUCCUGUUCAGUAGUUGUAGAUGUGGGAAAAUAAAUUUCCUUGUAAUUAUCAGCAUUGGUCCACAGCACUGCUACUGUCAUUUUCUUGCAGUUGACAACAUUCUAGCAAAAUUAAUGGUAGCUUAAGAAAUAUGUAACAGGCACACAAGUGUGAUUAGGCUGCAGAUGGAUGGAGGUCACAAGGGUAUUUCCAGUUUCCCGGAAAUAAAUGCCCCAGUGAAACAUGAACUCAAAAUUGACCCUAUUUAUUUUAGCACAUAAUUGAACAUCCUGUUUUACACAGAAAUGUGUCAUUAUGGAAGUAUAAUGGGUUGUGAAUGGCAGUUCAUGUUAACUUAAUAGCUGACAAUAAAUCACAAUCUGUAAGUAUGCCAAAAUUCAUGUUGUAUUAUUUUUAAAUUUACCACAUAAUUCAUAAAUGCUUUUUAAACAACUGCUGUAUUUUUAUUUUCAAACAAAAGCUUGUAUGUACAAAAGCUGUGCAACUGACUGUUUUUCAAGCACAAAUAUUUUUUAUUUAAUUAGAAAUGUUUUAUUGCCUGUACCCAUGUCUAUAUUUUUGUCAUCUGCAGACUGGACAACCUCAAACUGUUCUGUAUAUAGGACAUUUACUGUCUAUGGACAUGAAAACACUUUGUAUCCAUAUUUUGAAUAAAAGUAACUGACUGUAAAAA